Messenger RNA from Camellia sinensis, 735 nucleotides. Lineage: Eukaryota; Viridiplantae; Streptophyta; Magnoliopsida; Ericales; Theaceae. The record is from RefSeq and is a predicted model, not a curated record.
AUGGACCAGAAUAUAAACAACUUGGCUUUAAGUGCAAAGGAACACUCACAUAGCCCUGAGAAUGGGUUGGAUACAUGUUAUGAUGAAAAUUCGCAUGAUAUUGAAAUAGAACCACUGUCUAAAUCCUUCUCACUACAACCUAACACACCUAACCAAUCGCUCGUUGAGGAUGCUCCUAAGUCAAUACUGAACUCUCCCAGAAGGCAUAAUCCUCCUCGUAGUAAUAGAGGUAUUCCUAAACAUGUGUAUGAACCUAAUCUUACUAGCAAGACUAAUGUACAGGAAGCUUUAACCAACCCAAGGUGGAAAGCAACGAUGAAUGAAGAAAUGAAGUCCUUACAGAAGAACAAAACUUGGGAACUUGUUGAUCUUCCAUCAGGGAAGAAGCCAGUUGGGUGUCUGGGUCUAUACCUUGAAGUACAAAUCAGAUGGUACCAUCAAACGAUUCAAGGCUCGACUGGUGGCGAAGGGUUUGAUGUGAAAAAUGGUUUCCUGCAUAGUGACUUGAUAGAAGAAAUCUAUAUGGAUUUCCCACCUGGACGCCUUCUACAGGAUUGGGAAAACAUCAAAGAAAGGAUAGAAGUAUCUCGAUUUGCUAAAGGAAUUUUCUUGUCUCAGAGAAAGUAUAUCCUAGACUUGUUGCGGGAAACUGGGAUGUCAGCAUGUCGACCAACAGAUACUCCAGUAGAGAAAGGGUUGAAGUUAUGUAUUGAUGAUAAAGGAAGAUACCAGUGA